Molecule: messenger RNA, 2607 nt
Organism: Mesorhabditis spiculigera
Lineage: Eukaryota; Metazoa; Nematoda; Chromadorea; Rhabditida; Rhabditidae
Source: the annotation of a GenBank genome assembly
AUGUUGAUUGUGAGAAAAGGAAAAGGCGGCGGAGGAGGCUCAUUCUCACCGGAGAGUAAUCGACUAGGUGUCAAUCGGUUGGAAAUGUACUUGGGACCAGAUACAAAUCAGAUUGUUCGCGUGUCGUGGGUGUUCGAAAGUGAAGUUAGUGCCUUGGACUGGAUUGGACUUUUUGAUCGAGAAGAAACCGAUCCAUUUGCAUACCGGGAUUUCAAAAGUAAUGGUGCCGUUGGAGGUCAACAAGGAGAAAUCCACUGGCAUGUGGCUGGGGCCCUAUUCUCCAGUACUUCUACGAGCUAUGUUUGCUUCCGAGGUUUUCUCGACAUUCAAAUUUUGCAGAAAUCUCGGCAACUGGCAUUGGAAGAUCAGCUGUUCAAGCUCGAGUCGAAUACGGUGGCAAAAAAGCAGCCACCGCAACUUCAAAUUCGCCAAACUGGGAGAACCUCGAUCUUCAAAUUCCUAUUUCACACUCCUCAACAAUCACCGUCGCCAUACUUGGUUACUCUGACCGUCGUCUUUAAUAUUUUACCUGAAAAAGGUGUGUGCAAAUUGCCAGAACCAGAUCCAAACGAAGAUAAAAUGUCAAGCUCGGGUGGCGUGAGUGCUAGUGUUAGUGGCACUAGCGUCUCCACGGAUAGUGGAAAAUCUAGCGGCGGCCCAUCUACCUCAACUUCUGAUCAUUCACUUCCAAAUUUGCCGGAACUUCCACCUGGUUGGGAAGCACGGGUAGAUCGAGUUGGACGGGUAUUUUAUAUUGACCACGCAACGAAGAAAACGACAUGGCAACGACCAGAAUAUGCAUAUGCUGAUGCUUCCGAGGCUGGAACUCCUGGAAAAAAAUAUCACUUUUUCCGCCGUACCAUCGGAAAUUCUGUUCCGGAGACCGACAUCCCGAAUGCAUUAAAAUUUUUGAGGAGAGCGGAUUUUGUAAACAUUUUGCAUGCUAAUACGGAAGCUCUCCGAAUCUACAAUGAGUCACAAGUUCUUCGACAUCUUGUGCACAAAUUGAGAAAAUCUGAGGAACGAGUGGAUAAAUAUGAGCAUAAUCGGGAAUUUGUCCUGUUUGUGAACACUUUUGCCGACAUUACCCAACCACUUCCCACGAAUUGGCAGGAAAGCGGUUCAAAUCCGAAAAUCUUCAUCAAUCACGGCACCCGAAAAACAACCCUUCUCGACCCUCGUCUUCCCGUGCCCCAGGAGAGAAAACGGAGAACGAGAAGCGCCCCUCCACAACGCAACAAUAUACAGAAGGAUAGCAAUGGGAAUUUGUUGGAUAUUGUGAAUAGGACGGAGGAGAUUGCGGCUGCUGUUGAGAAAAGGAUGCCACAAUUGGCGACAAAGGUCAAACGAAAACUAAAACUUAUCGAACGGAUGGGUGCCACGGCCUUGGAUAGAUUAGCAAAUGAUGUCGACCUGAUCCUUGCCAUCAGCAUGCUUGAUUCUGAAGAAAACGGAAACGUCUCCGACUUUGACGAAAAAGUAGCUCAUUUCUACAAUUGCCUCCAAAGAAAUGGGUGUGCCCGAGGACCACAAAAGAUCAAACUACGAUUCUCAAGAACAAAUCUGCUUCAAGACGCAUAUGACCAAAUCUUAAGUACCGAUUCGUGUCUGUUGAAACGGGCCCGAUUAUCUAUAACCUUCGAUGAUGAGGAUGGUCUCGAUUACGGUGGGCCGUCGAGAGAAUUGUUCUAUCUGCUAUCCCGCGAGCUAUUCAACCCUUAUUACGGGCUUUUCGAGUAUUCGGGGGAUCGAGAAUACAUGAUCCAAAUCAACCCAAUGUCUACGUUUAUCGAGCAGCAUUUGAAAUGGAUGGAGUUGGCGGGUAAAGUGUUGGGUCUCGCAUUAGUGCAUCGAUGUCUGGUGGACACGUUUUUUACUCGGGUGUUUUACAAAUACCUCCUUGGCCAAAAAAUCGAAUUGGAGGACCUGGAAUUGUUAGACAACGAAUUCUACAAUAGUCUUAUCUGGAUUCGUGAGAAUGUAGUAAUGGAUGAUCUGGAGCUUACUUUUAUGGCAAUGUGCGAGAUUGGAGGAGAGAUCAUUGAAAAAGAACUGCUACCGAAUGGGAAAGAACUAAAGGUUAAUGAGCAUAACAAGGAGCAUUUCAUUCGGUUAAUGGUAAAAUGGCGAGCGGAGCGGGGUGUUGAGCCUCAGCUAAAAGCGUUGUUAUAUGGCUUUCAUCAGAUAGUCGAGAAAGAAUUCCUGUAUGUUCUGACUCCAGAUGAGAUCAAGAUGAUGCUGUCAGGAAUUGCAGAUAUCGAUUUAGAAGACUGGAGAAGGAAUACAGAAUAUAGGGGUGGCUAUUAUGAGGAACACAUUGUCAUUCAAUGGUUUUGGGAUGUUGUUGAAGGAAUGAGUAAUGCUGAUCGAUUGAAGCUUUUGCAGUUUGUCACCGGCACUUCAUCAAUUCCAUUUGAGGGCUUUAGAGGUCUACGUGGCUCUAAUGGCCCUAAGAAGUUUACGAUAGAAAGAUGGGGCCAGGAAGAGUGCCUUCCACGUGCUCACACAUGCUUCAAUCGGCUCGAUCUACCCUCUUACCGUACUCGGCAUAUGUUAACGUCAAAACUACAUUUGGCGAUUAAAGAGGGCAUUAAUUAUGCCAUAGAA